AAAAAGAAAGAAAGAAAGAAAAAAGUACGAAAGUAGGAACUCGAAAGGAUUUCGAUUGUCAAUUUGUCGUUGAAUGUUGACAUUGGGUGCUAAUAGUAAUACUAAUAGGCAUUAGCAAAGCCAGGUUUGGUUAGUCGAGUUCAAUGAGGUUGAGAUCAAAUUUGGGGUUUGCUUGCAGAAGCACUUGCAGUUGCAGGCCUCCGUCUCUUGCUCCUAUUAUCAUUUAGCUCGCUUUGUUUGGUUUCGUUUUGAAAACAAAGCUGCCUGCCUGCGUUUACAGAUGAAUGAGAUCGACCCAACUAGACCUAGUUGCUUUUUUUUUUUUCAUUGUUUGUUAUUCAGCGUGUUCCUUCCCCUUCUCGUACACCCAGUUAAUAAUUAUUUGUUCGUGGGUGUCUUUGCAGGUUUCUUAGUUCUGUUGAGAUGGUCUGUAGUAAUUAUAGCUCUGUCCAUGAAUCUCAUUGUUUAAUCCUUAUUAUACAUUUCCCGAAAUGCAAUUAGCGUCAAAUGGUGACAAGGAAGAGUGUUCAGAAUCCGAACCCAUCUUGAAUCAGCAUCUAAAUUUGCAAGAAUAUGGAGGAGGAGGAGGAGAGUCUUCAUUUUCCUGUGAAAUCAUUGCUGCUGCUAACGAUGAUUCACACCCUGUUCCUCUUGAUGAGAGCUGUCAUCUGGUAAAUGCGGAUCAGCCACAGUGCCGGAUAUGCCUUGAUAUAGGAGGAGAAGAUUUGAUCGCUCCUUGCCAUUGCAAAGGCACCCAAAAGUAUGUCCACAGAUCAUGUCUAGAUAAUUGGCGGUCUACAAAGGAGGGCUUUGCUUUUUCUCACUGUACAGAGUGUAGAGCUGUCUUCAUAUUACGUGCAAACGUCCCACCAGAUCGGUGGUGGUUGAGAUUAAAAUUUCAGUUUCUUGUUGCCAGAGAUCAUGCAUUCAUUUUCAUAAUUGUUCAACUGGUUGUUGCUUUCUUGGGGGUGCUUGUGUAUAAAUUUUAUGGAGAUGAACUAAGGGAAAUGUUUGGUUAUGAAGAACAUCCAUAUGGAUUUUAUACAAUGGCUGUUCUAGCCAUUGUUUUGGUGGGAUUGCUCUAUGGAUUCUUCAUAGCCAUAAUAUGUGGUCAAAGAAUCAAUGAACGCCACUACCAUGUUCUUGCAAAACAAGAAUUGACAAAGGAAUAUGUGGUAGAAGAUCGAGAACAUGUGAAGAAUGUGCCUGAACUUGAUCCCAGCCAUGUGACAGAGCUAAGGAUGUUGGGCCUUUACUAAUUGUGGUAAAUGCACGUGCAAUUCUUUCUCCCUGCAGCUUCUGCUCUUCUUUCUCUAUAUUUGAGACUAGCUGAAAUUCCUUCAUACUGUAUGUCUGUAUUAUUAGUAUAUUAAACCAAUAUGGAGUACCUUAGUGUUUGUUAUUCUGUAUCUAAUUUCAUCAUAAAAAAGAUGCUAAAGUCUAUUGUCGAAAUCAUCAUCUGCAUUGAGUACCUGUCAAAUUGUUUACACCUUGGCUGAAUUUUUCGACAUCAUCCAAGAGUAUAAGCUAUGAAUUUAUAUGAUUUGCAUUCCGAUGCUUUUUGACUCUU
Molecule: messenger RNA, 1570 nt
Organism: Arachis stenosperma
Lineage: Eukaryota; Viridiplantae; Streptophyta; Magnoliopsida; Fabales; Fabaceae
Exons: 7
Coding region: 492-1259 (255 amino acids)
Molecular function (GO): zinc ion binding
Source: RefSeq, a predicted model, not a curated record